AUGGUGUUCAUGCUUAUUAGGGUUAGAAGAUGCAAACGAAGAUGAAGACAGAGAUAAGAGAUAAGGACGAAAUGAAUAAAACUUUGUUAAUCGAGAGAGUAGUAGAAAAGAUCAAGAACCUUAACAAACUAUCUUAUCUAAGUGUUACUAUGAUUGUAUUUUAAAAAAACUGAUGUACUAUAUUGUAAAUAUAGCUGAUUUUUCAUGUUAAUAUAAUGCAUGUAUGACACGUCUGUAGACGAGUAUAUAUCCAAAAAUCUGAUUUUUAUGUCUCCUUCAUCCAUAUUCACACUCUAUAAACACUAAAGCCACUAUCUUUCCCCCCAAAACCCUCACUUUCUUGCAUUUUCUUUCUCAUUUUAACUCAAUCCAAACACUUUUUGCAACUACCCACAAGCUCAAAUUUUCUGAUCAAAAAUGGCUACUUUACUAACUUCUUUGCAGACAACCCCUCUUCACUCCCUUUAUUCCUCUUCAUCGUCAUCUUCAAUGGCAACAACCCUUUUAUCUGGAUCAUCUGUAAAGCCCCAAAUAGCCCCUUUAACUUCAACUUUCUUGAACCCAUGUAAGUUUGUGAAAACCAUUUCAGAGAUUUUGCCCAGAAAGAAGUGUAGUAGUAUGUCUUGGGAUGGUCCACUUUCUUCGGUCAAGCUCAUCAUACAGGGCAAGAAUUUAGAGUUGACAGACACAGUUAAAACUCAUGUGGAAGAAAAGGUUGGAAAAGCAGUUGUAAAGCAUAGCCACCUAGUGAGGGAAGUUGAUGUUCGGUUGUCAAUUCGGGGCGGUGAGUUGGGAAAAGGACCAAGGAUUAGGAGAUGUGAGGUGACUUUGUUCUUGAAGAGACAUGGGGUAGUUCGGGCCGAGGAGGAGGCAGAGACAAUGUAUGCAAGCAUAGACAUUACUUCCUCUAUUAUACAGAGGAAGUUGAGGAAAAUCAAGGAGAAGGAAUCAGACCACGGCCGACACAUGAAGGGAUAUAACAGGUCGAAAGUUAGAGAUCCUUUGACUCCUCCAUUAGAGCAAUUCGAAGAACCAGCUCCCGAGGAAAAGGAGGAGGAAGAGGAAGAGGAAGGAAACAUUAUUGAGGAGAUCGUUCGAACAAAAUACUUCGAUAUGCCACCGUUGACUGUCACCGAAGCAAUUCAGCAACUUGAAAACUUAGAUCAUGACUUCUAUGGCUUCCGAAAUGAAGAAACUGGCGAAAUUAACAUAGUGUACAAAAGGAAAGCAGGCGGGUAUGGACUUAUUGUACCGAAAGAUGGAGCUUCGCGGUUAGAAACUAAGGUGGUGGUGGAACCAGCUAAGGAACACUCAUUGGCAGAAUAAAAAAUUGGAGUUUCCUUCUGUAUAGACUCGAAAUUCGCAUCAACUAAUUUGAAGGCAAGUGCUGCAUAAUACAAUGUGGAUUUCUCCCCAGAGAAUUUGAUACCAUUUCUAGCCAAAGUUCCAAUAUGCAUUGCAUGAACAAAGUUUUUUUUUCCAGAUGUUCUUGUAAAAUGAGAUACCCCAUGAUCUAAUUUUGUGUCUGAACACAAAGACAUCACAUGUAACAUGUUUUAGUCUGUAAUUUCUAUGUUAUAUAAAUGGUCAAAUUCAAAUUAUAUG
Molecule: messenger RNA, 1605 nt
Organism: Cannabis sativa
Lineage: Eukaryota; Viridiplantae; Streptophyta; Magnoliopsida; Rosales; Cannabaceae
Product: ribosome-binding factor PSRP1, chloroplastic-like
Exons: 7
Coding region: 418-1326 (302 amino acids)
Biological process (GO): negative regulation of translational elongation; primary metabolic process
Cellular component (GO): cytosolic small ribosomal subunit
Molecular function (GO): ribosomal small subunit binding
Source: RefSeq, a predicted model, not a curated record